GGUCGGGGGAAAGAUGCUGCAGGUCCCGAGCCCAGGACAGCAGGAGCAGGCGGCCGCACUGAGAGGGAACGGAGUAAUGGAGGAAUGCAAGUUGAAAGCAGUCACUCCAGCAAAGAAACUGGUCCAAGCACGAUUGCCUUUCAAACGUCUCAACCCUGUACCAAAGCCAGAAAAUGAAGAGGCUACUGAUACUAAGCGGACAAAAAUUUCUACCAGUGCACCGGCACAACUAACUGCAGUCACAAUGAUUGCAUCUGUUGAAGAUGUUGAAAAUGAUUGCAAAAUAAACUUGGAUGGCCAAGCUGAAAGUUCUGAAACAGUAGAUGGGCAUCUGGCUCCCUCCAAACUUGUUAAUGGGAAAGGACCUCUUGAUGAUUUCUUGCAUUCCAUUCAGAAGAAUAAUCCUACGGUUAAGAUGCACAGUAAUGAACUCCAUUCCACAAUUGACUUAACGUGCGAUUCUAGCAAUGAAGUCUUGGACAGCGUAGGCACCACAGAUGUAAAAAUGUUGGCUUCUGCUAAAGACCUGAGUAAGAAAACAAAAGGAAACAAAAAUGGUGGUUCUGAAAGAAAAUAUAACUGGUUGGAUAGCCUGAAGCCUAGUGUAAGCCAAGAGGUAAAUUCUGAAAGUUCAGCACCUGGGCAGAGUAGCAGGGAAAGUAAAGCAAAUCAAGGACAAGAAAUUGAAGGCGAUAGCCCUAUUGUGAACAGUGUGUUCAAAGGCAGAGUGCCAGUAGUGGUGUUAAAAGAUAUAAUGGCUGACAAGUCAUGCUGGACUGGGAGUUUAGAGAAGGGUAUAGUGCAAGUGGAAGGAACUGGGUCAUUUACAAAUGAAAGCAACGAGUCACCCAUCAGUUCCUUAUCAAGUUCUAUUUCAGCUACUGAUAGUUCACCAGAAGCAAGGUCUCCAACGGAUGAGCGAAGUCCCAGAUCUGCAUUCUCAACACCUGGAAACAAGGUUACAUGGACACCGAAGUUGCAAGGCAAGAGACUCAAGCAGCAACAGGAACGUGAAGAGAAAAGACAAAAGCUAAAAUUAGAAAAGGAAGAGCGGGAACGUGCAAGAGAAGAGGCCAGACUUGCCAAAGAACGUGCAAAGGAAGAGGCUAAGAGAAAAAAGGAUGAGGAAAAAGAACAAAAAGACAAGGAGAGGAAGGAGAAAAAAGAGAAAGAAGAAAAGGAGAAAGCAGAGAGGCUGAGAUUAAAGGAGGAAAAACGGAAGGAGAAACAAGAUGCAUUGGAGGCCAAAUUGGAAGAGAAGAAAAAGAAGGAAGAAGAGAAACGGUUGAAAGAAGAAGAAAAACGUUUGAAGGCAGAAAAAGUGAAAGAGAUUUCAGAAAUAACCAGAUUCUUCCAAAAACCAAAAGCUCCACAAGCCCCUAAGACUCUAGCUGGAUCCUGCGGGAAGUUUGCUCCUUUUGAAAUCAAAGAACACAUGGUCCUUGCUCCAACAAGCCGAAUUUGCUUAGAUCAAGACGUUCUUGAGCAGUUGGAUGAGCUGCUGGAAAGUCAGAGUUUUAACUCUAAUUACAUUAAAGAGUUGCACAACCAGAAGCCAAGAACAUCGGGUCCUACAAGUCCCAGAAUAAGCAUCACAGAAGAUAGUUCAUGCAGUAGUGAUGUGAUUGUGAUAGACACUAAUUUGAAUAGUGGAAUCGUUGAUCGGAAAAAACUUUGCAGGAUGAAGCUGUUGCAGUUUUGUGAAAAUCACCGUCCUGCCUACUGGGGGACCUGGCAGAAGAAGAGUGUGAAGGUGAACCCUCGGAAUCCUUUCACUAAAGAUGAGCAAUUAUUGGAUUAUGAAGUGGAUAGUGAUGACGAGUGGGAGGAAGAAGAACCUGGCGAAUCUCUCUCCCAUAGUGAAGGAGAUGAAGAUGACGAGGCAGAUGAUGAAGAUGAUGAUGAUGGAUUUUUCGUCCCUCAUGGCUAUCUGUCUGAAGGAGAAGGUGCAACUGAUGAAGAGGGCGAAAAUCCUGAAAAGCAGAAAAUCCGUCAGAAGAUGAAAGCAAAAGAAUGGGAUGAAUUGAUGAAAGGGAAGAAAUUCCAGGUGCUGCAGCCCACCCUGAUUGGAUGUUUUUGGGAGAACGACACUGAUAUUUUGCAGAGCUCAGCCAUGAAGAUACUUCAGCAAUUUUCAGUCUGUCUGUUUGAUAACCAAAUGGAAGAUGAACAGCUACAGGAAAUACACAAUGGAAAAUUAAAAGAGGAACAAAUAUUAAUAAGCCUGCUUCCACUUCUUCAUGGAAAUGUGAAUGGCAAAAAGGCCAUAAUCAAGGAAUUUCAGGAGUGGUACAAACAGAAACCUUCCGCAAACGUGCUGGCACUCCCUUCUUCUGAUUCCACGAAUCCCCUAGGCUCUGAUGCCUCUAGACCCGAGACACACUCAGUGGAUGAGGACUUGUCCAUUCCCUCCAAGGCAAAAUUACAACGCCUUAUUUCAGAAAAUGGAAUAUAUGAGAAAAGAAGGGCUUUCAGACUGAAGUGCUGGUAUGUACAUGAAGAGGUGCUGAAAAGGUUUAGGAUGGAAAACCUUCCUGUUCCAGGACAGUGGAAUUACCUCACGCAGGUCCAAUCUACAGCCAAGGAAGAAAGCACCAUUGCAGCAGGGAGUGGACUGAAUGCUCCCAGUUUGGGAAGGAAUACAGGGCAAUGUGUAACUGGUUCAGCGAAGAGGAAGGCUGCUGGAAGUAUGUCAAUCAAAAAGUUCAUGCACAAGUUUGUGGAUGCUGAUGGUCAGGCUGAAGUAACUGAGACAGAUGGUUUUCAGGCAGAUACAGAAGAGGAUGAUGAUGCUGAUUGUGUAAUUGUUGAAGUAAACACAAAUAAGCCUAUUCCAAACCAAGAGAGCAAGGAGGAGUCUGCAGAUUUAUGCUCUGGAUUGCUAAAAAGUGAGGAACUGCCUACAAAGUCUAGCUCUGGACUGGUCAGGAGCGAGGCACAGUCUGUGUUGUGUUGUGGUUUAGCAGCUGGUGAUGGUCAGUCCACAGAGCAGAGCUCAGACUUGACCACUGAUGAGACGAUGGACAUUGAACCCUGUGAAAAUGCUGCUGUCAAACCAUCCAACAGUACCUGAAUUGAUUUAAGAUAUAUAUACUAAUAGCUGUAUGUAUGUAGGCUACUUUUUAGAAACUUUAAAAAACCUUUCUGUAUCAUUUCAUAAACUCUGACUUAAAAUACUUGAAGUUCUGUAAAAAAAAAAUAAAAUGGCACUUUUGCAACAGAUUUGUAAUUUGAUAAAUUAAUAUAAGUAAAAUCUUGGCAUUCAUAAACCCACCUGUUACUGUACAAUGUGAAAGAUGUUGGUAUAAUAACACUUCACAAACACUUCAAACUUUACUAUCCUUCACUCUGGUGUUAUUGCAUGUAGAUUUAUUUUUAAACUUGGCUGAUUUUAUUGUAAUGCAAGCCACCCUUUUCACAGUGCCAUUCAAUACUAUCAUCAGCCACAAGAAACCUAGUUUGUGAUUCUUUGUAGAUAAUGGCCUAGUUUUGGAACACAUUUUGUAUUUAACUUUUUAUAUUCUUGUGAAUAGAUGUUGAUUUUCAUUUUUUCUCUCUUGCCCUUGCCCCUUUCCAGCACCUGCAACAGUGAGAACAAUUAAAUUACAUAACGCCAUGUACAUCAGCUAUAUUAUUUUGAAGUUGGUUGCAGUGCACUUUUCCGUUAGAUUAGUGCAAGUGUUUAUAGACCCAAACCUGUUUUUUCAAACUUGUGUUAAGGUUCCUGCUCCCAAAGAUGAACUCUGGACAUCAAUUAUUACUGGAAUUGAAACUAAAGAGAGUGGCCUUGGGGUUUUUUGAGAUUUAAUUCUCUUGACAAGCACAUGCUUCCAACUUGUGUUCGGUGAUGAUGUGUAUUUAAGUGUCCAGAUUGUAUUAAAAUCAACACCUGUUCA
Molecule: messenger RNA, 3896 nt
Organism: Carcharodon carcharias (great white shark)
Lineage: Eukaryota; Metazoa; Chordata; Chondrichthyes; Lamniformes; Lamnidae
Gene: chaf1a
Product: chromatin assembly factor 1, subunit A (p150)
Exons: 15
Coding region: 14-3073 (1019 amino acids)
Biological process (GO): nucleosome assembly
Cellular component (GO): CAF-1 complex; nucleus
Source: RefSeq, a predicted model, not a curated record